Messenger RNA from Mytilinidion resinicola, 576 nucleotides. RefSeq lists its product as uncharacterized. NCBI's taxonomy places the organism in Eukaryota, Fungi, Ascomycota, Dothideomycetes, Mytilinidiales, Mytilinidiaceae. The coding region runs from base 1 to 576 and encodes 191 amino acids. The transcript has a single exon. The record is from RefSeq and is a predicted model, not a curated record.
AUGUUCAGGGAAGUUCAAAAAUCAUCAAAGUCAAGAGACAGCACCGGCUUCAAUGUACUUGAGUCUGCCUUGCAUUAUUUUGAUACUCAAGGCGAGGAUCCGUGUCCGUACCCGGACCGGGAAAGUGCAGCUAGUUUCACGUUUGUUGCAGGCUUGUGGGGCGAUGAGCCUGUUGAAGAUAAUAUCGAGCGACAUGAAAGAGAGUUUACUGCCUAUCAGCAGGAGUACUUCAGUGCUACCCGUAAUAAUGCCGACACCGAGGAUCGUAGUCUCAAAAGGCUGAAGAGAAGUAGGCAUGCCGAGGAUUUUAUCCUUGAUGCAUCUAUAGCGUGUGGCAGCCGGAAGUUCUUCAUCACGUCGAACGGCUACUACGGUCUUGCGCCCAUGAUUGUCCAGCAGGGCGACAUGUGCUGCGUGCUCAUCGGCGCUCGAGUUCCUUUCAUUCUCAGGCCUACCGAAACACCGUCGCAUUAUCAGGUUGUCGGCGAAUGCUAUGUUCACGGCAUUAUGCGUGGCGAAGUUGUUCAGUGGUGGAAGGAAGGCAAAUUCAAGAUGGAGGAGAUAAGUCUAGUUUGA